AUGUUGCCUUUAUUUAUUGAUUUAUUCUUUCUUUUUUCUCUUCAAAAUAUUUCUUUCUUUCUUUCUUUCUUUCUUUCUUUCUUUCUUUCUUUCUUUCUAUCGUUUCCAAACACUAUGUUGCCUUUAUUUAUUUAUUUAUUUAUUUAUUUUUUCUUUUUUCUCUUCAAAAUAAUUUUUUCUUUCUUUCUUUCUUUCUUUCUUUCUUUCUUUCUUUCUUUUUCUUUCCAAACACUUUCCCAAAUUCUUUCUUUUUCUCUUGUAUCCUUUAUCUAUUUAUUUAUUCUUUCUUUCCAAACGCUAUGUGUCAUUUAUUUAUUUAUUCUUUCUUUCUUUCUUUCUUUCUUUCUUUCUUUCUUUCUUUCUUUCUUUCUUUUCCAAACAUUAUUUAACUUCAUCCAUUCAUUUACUCUUUCUUUCUUUCUUUCUUUCUUUCUUUCUUUCUUUCUUUCUUUCUUUCUUUCUUUCGUUUCCAAACACUAUCUUGCCUUUAUUUAUUUAUUUAUUCUUUCUUUUUUCUCUUCAAAAUAUUUACUUUCUUUCUUUCUUUCUUUCUUUCUUUCUUUCUUUCUUUCUUUCUUUCUUUCUUUCGUUUCCAAACACAAUGUUUCCUUUAUUUAUUUAUUCUUUUUUCUCUUCAAAAUAAUUCUUUCUUUCUUUCUUUCUUUCUUUCUUUCUUUCUUUCUUUCUUUCUUUCUUUCUUUCGUUUCCAAACACUAUGUUGCCUUUAUUUAUUUUUUUAUUCUUUCUUUUUUCUCUUCAAAAUAA
Molecule: messenger RNA, 765 nt
Organism: Acanthosepion pharaonis
Lineage: Eukaryota; Metazoa; Mollusca; Cephalopoda; Sepiida; Sepiidae
Source: the annotation of a GenBank genome assembly